AUGGGCGGGGGGGCGGCCCCGCCUCAAGCCAAUCGCCCUAGAUUUUCCUGGCCAAAUACCAAUAACCUGCUCAUCUUUGGCGAUUCAUACUCCUUCGUGCAAGGCACGCGCGGACAUGCGAACUACAGCUUCAUAGGCAACGCGUCCCAUGUUGCCUUGACGCCCGAAGAGCUGUUAACGGACGAGAUCAUCCCUAGGAACACCAGCUCAGACGGGUCAAACUGGGCCGAAUUUCUCACUGGGUGCUACUCCGGCCUCCCUAAGAACUGCCCUCGUAAACUCUGGGACUUCGCCUUCGCAGGAGCGGACAUCACCCGCGCCCUUCUAGCGCCCCACCAUCCCUUCACGCUCCAGAUGGUGGAUUCCGUAGGACAAUGGGCAAAGUAUGCGGCCCGCGUGCUGGACUUGGGAGGCGAGCACACACUUGUUGCGUGGUGGAUUGGAAUAAACGACACAGGGGACAGUGCCGGUUUUACCAACAUCACAGACUGGCGCGCUUACUGGGAAGAAGAGAUGCAGUACUACUUCCGCGCUGUCUCCCUCGUCCAUUCCCACGGGCUCAAGAACCACUUCUUCAUCAACGUCCCGCCCGAGGAACGUAGCCCUGCUUGGGUAAACGGGAAUCCCGGUGCGCCCACGCUCAAGCAGCAUAUCGAGCUGUAUAACGAGGUGCUCGCUGAGGCGGUGAAGAGUUGGGAAAGGGAGACACCAGGGGUGAAUGCCUUCCUGUUCGAUGCCCAUGGGUGGUGGAACGAGUUGCUGAACAAUUACGGGCAGUAUGGGUUCGAGAACAUUACUGGACACUGCCAAUGCACAGACGACACGUACUUUUGGUACAACACCGGCCAUCCCGAUGAGAAAGUUCACAAGCUUUUGGCUGGAGAGAUGGAUCGCCAGCUGCUCGGGUGGAGCGAAUAG
Messenger RNA from Dacryopinax primogenitus, 918 nucleotides. RefSeq lists its product as uncharacterized. The transcript is spliced from 5 exons. The coding region runs from base 1 to 918 and encodes 305 amino acids. Gene Ontology annotation, molecular function: hydrolase activity, acting on ester bonds. Lineage: Eukaryota; Fungi; Basidiomycota; Dacrymycetes; Dacrymycetales; Dacrymycetaceae. The record is from RefSeq and is a predicted model, not a curated record.